Egretta garzetta (little egret) is the source of this 5945-nucleotide messenger RNA. RefSeq names its product myocardin related transcription factor A (gene MRTFA). NCBI's taxonomy places the organism in Eukaryota, Metazoa, Chordata, Aves, Pelecaniformes, Ardeidae. Gene Ontology annotation, biological process: smooth muscle cell differentiation. The record is from RefSeq and is a predicted model, not a curated record.
AUGUGGUUUGGGCAUUUGGAGCUGGAGACAGAGUGUGAGGUGCUGUGGCACAAGCAGCUCUACGCACAAGUAUUUGCGAUGGAAGCCUCGAUUCUGGGAUUGCUGUUGCCAGUGCGCUGCAUUUCUGCCGUGUGUUGCUGCCUCUUGCAGCAGAAACCUCUUGCCUUUAGGGCAUGCUCCGACGGCGUAGCCUACAGCAACCUCGUCAACCUUUUGCAGUAUGGAGAAGGCAAUGUAGUGAAUCUGUCAAAACAGCUGGGAGAGCAGCCCAGCUACUUGAAGAUAAGGGGCAGCAGCUUGCACAAAGAUAGAGUUAUUUCUGUGUCCUCUGCUGUUGGGGAGGUACCAGUGCAGUCAUUGCGGCUGGAGGAGCGUGACUGGGGAGAGAGCUGCUGGCAUGGAAGUGAGCUGGGUUUGUCCGUGGGAACUGUGAGUAAGGUUGCCAUCACGAAAGCCAAAGUGGAUUUCUCCGGUGUGGUGUGCCUGCCCCCUUCCGUCAUUGCUGGAAAUGGGCUGGACGGAGGAGGGGCUGGCGAAAAUGAUGAUGAGCCGGUGCUGGUGUCACUUUCGGCGGCCCCCAGCCCUCAGAGCGAAGCUGUUGCCAAUGAGCUGCAGGAGCUCUCCUUGCAGCCCGAGCUGACCCUCAACCUCCAUCAUGGCCGAAACCCCAACCUUCCUCCGCUCAGUGAAAGGAAGAAUGUGCUGCAGUUGAAGCUCCAGCAGCGACGCACACGGGAGGAGCUGGUGAGCCAAGGGAUCAUGCCGCCUCUGAAAAGUCCAGCUGCAUUUCAUGAACAAAGAAGGAGUUUGGAGCGGGCCAGGACAGAGGACUAUCUGAAACGGAAAAUCCGGUCCCGGCCAGAGAGAUCAGAGCUGGUUAGGAUGCACAUUCUGGAAGAGACCUCAGCUGAACCCUCCUUGCAGGCAAAGCAGCUGAAGCUAAAGAGAGCCAGAUUGGCAGAUGACCUCAAUGAGAAGAUAGCGCAGAGGCCAGGUCCCAUGGAGCUGGUGGAGAAGAACAUCUUGCCUGUGGAAUCAAGCCUGAAGGAAGCCAUUAUAGUUGGGCAGGUGAACUACCCAAAGGUUGCAGACAAUUCCUCCUUUGACGAGGACAGCAGUGAUGCCCUCUCCCCAGAACAGCCAGCCAGCCAUGAGUCCCAGGGUUCUGUCCCAUCGCCGAUGGACUCCCGGAUUUGUGAGCCCCUCCCUAGCACCACUGGCACAUCACUAGCUCAGGGUACAUCACAAUUGCAGAUUAGCACAGACUCCAGUGAAACACUUUUCCUACCUGAACAGCCACCCCCGCCUCUGCCGCCUCCACCUCUUCUGCCACCUAGUCUUACCAAUGGAGCAGCUCUUACUGCUGCCAAGCCCCCACCAACACUCAUUAAGCAAAGCCAGCCCAAGUCUGCUAGUGAGAAGUCUCAGCGCAGUAAAAAAGCCAAGGAGUUGAAGCCGAAAGUCAAGAAGCUUAAAUAUCAUCAGUAUAUUCCCCCGGACCAAAAGCAGGACAAGGGAGCUCCUCCCAUGGAUUCAUCCUAUGCCAAAAUAUUGCAGCAGCAGCAGCUCUUUCUCCAGCUUCAGAUCCUCAACCAGCAGCAGCAGCAGCACUACAACUAUCAGACCAUCCUGCCAGCUCCACCAAAGCCUCCAGGAGAGCAGCAGAGUGGUGCCAGUGCCCCUGCUGUACGCAAUCUCUCUGCCACAGUCAGCAGCGCAUCUUCAGUAUCCUCUGGUUCCAGUGGGCUGAUGCGACAAAAUAGUAAUGCUGCAGUGGGCAAGCCUGGCCCCCUCCCUGCCAACCUAGACGAGAUGAAGGUGGCAGAGCUGAAGCAAGAGCUGAAGUUGAGGGCCUUGCCUGUGUCGGGCACAAAGACGGACCUGAUUGAGCGUCUCAGAGCUUACCAAGAACAGAACGGUGCAGCUGGCCAAACAACCCCCACUCCCAAGCCCAGCACAGCAGCCAUCCUCCCAAAAGCUGCCGAAGUGGUGGUAGCCUUCCCAGCUGCCAGGCUGAGCACAGGGCCAGCGCUGGUCACCACUGGCAUUGCACCAGCAGAAGUAGUUGUGGCCACAGUCACCGGUGGUGGCAUGAUGAAGUUUGGCAGCACAGGCUCGACUCCUCCUGUUUCCCCAACUCCUUCUGAGCGCUCGCAAAUGAGCACAGGGGAUGAGAAUUCGGCCACUGGAGACACCUUUGGAGAGAUGGUGACUUCACCCCUGACCCAGCUCACCUUGCAGGCAUCUCCAGUGCAGUUCCUGGUGAAGGAAGAAAGCUCCAAGUCUGCCUCCUGCAGUGUAAAUGCGGCACCCAGGUCGGAGCGGUGCAGCACUGGUAACAGCAGAGAUGCAGAAGUUAGGGACAAAGACCAGAUGCUGCAGGAGAAGGACAAGCAGAUCGAGGAACUCACCCGCAUGCUGAAGCAGAAGCAGCAGCUGGUUGAGAUGCUUCGACUACAGCUAGAGCAGGAGAAGCGCUCUCAGCAGUCACUACCGGCCCCAGUGGCUGCGGGAGAAGGAACAGCCCUUGCCUCCAACCCAGUAGCAUUUGGCACCCAGGUCAAGAGUGAAAACGGUUUCCUGAGUUGCCAGUCUGCAAAGCAAUCCAGUGGCCAAACAGACCAAUUCAGCCCUGCACCAACCGCUAGCCAAAUGGACACUUCGAAUCCAAGCCCAGUGCCAAAGAAAGCCGUGAUGGUGAAGCAGGAGGUGCCAGCCGCAGAAGCAGAGCCGCCGUGCCAGUCCCACAGCCCGCGGCUUUUCCUUGGCCAGCAAGGGAGCGCCCUGAGUGAGCUCAUCAAGGGCACCUUCUUGCCCCAUGGGAAGGCAGGGAGUAGCUGCCCGGCCUUGCAGAGAGUACAAUCAUCGCCCGCUAAAACUUCCAGCCAACCGCCGUGUCAGCUACCUGCAAGCACCCCUCAGCAGCCCACGCAGCAGCAGAAGCCGCAGCCCACGCAGCAGCAGAAGCAGCAGCCGCCCCUGCAGAAGCAGCAGCCCAGAGGACUAAACCAAUCUGUCAGAAAGGGUCAGAAGCCAGGUCUGCAUGUGGUCACGGGGCAGCUGCCCCACACCAUAUUGUCUUUCUCAGCACCUCCAAAUCUGCAGCCCUUCUUCCCCAACGGUUUCCAGAAACGGUCCCUGAAAAUUGGUGCUCCUGGCAAAGCUGGCCCACCCAGUGUUUCAAAAAAGCCCUCAUCGCAGCCCGGCUCUCCUGCUGCCCCUUCCCCACCCCAGAUGGACCUGGAGCAACAACAGCACACGUCGCUUUUUGGAACUCCUCCACCUCCUCUCCCUGUUCCCUCGGUCCCGAUGAAAGAGCCACCAGGCUAUGAAGAGGCCGUGAAGCAACAGCCAAAGGCCCAGGAGAACGGCUGUUCCAGCCAGCAGAUGGAUGACCUGUUUGACAUUCUCAUCGAAAGCGGAGAGAUUUCUGCUGACUUCAAGGAUCAGUCGUCCCCAGCUGGGAAGGAACCACCCGCGGCCCCAGCCUGCUCCUCACCCCCCAGCAGCCACCAUUCCUCAGAGCUGGCGGUGCCGGUGUCCUUGGGGCAGCCAGUGCCCGUGGGCCGGCUGGAGGACUUCCUGGAGAGCAGCACCGGCCUCCCGCUGCUGACGGCAGGGCACGAUGGGCCGGAGCCCCUGUCCCUGAUUGACGACCUCCACAGUGAGAUGCUGAGCAGCUCGGCCAUCCUGGACCACCCGCCUUCACCUAUGGACACCUCGGAAUUGCACUUUGCUCACGAGCCAUCCGGGGGCAUAGCCCUGGAUCUGGCUGAGGCUAACUUGGACAGCAUGGACUGGCUGGAGCUGCCGGGGGGGCCCGUCAUGAGCCUGGCUCCCCUCAGCACUGCAGCUCCCAGCCUCUUUUCCACAGACUUCCUUGAUGGACACGAUCUGCAGCUGCACUGGGAUUCUUGCUUGUAACUCUGUGAGCAGAGACUGAAGGGAAUGAGAGCGGGAGGGCACGGGCAUGCAGGGGGAAGAGGCCAGUCAACCAAAAAAAAAGGAAAAAAAAAAAAAAAAAAGAAACGAGCUCCUAGUAUUUGUACUCCUCCCCCAACAGCGUCCUUCCUGCACGAAGCCGGCAGCGGUGGCAAAGGCAGAGCCGCUGCUCGAGUCACUGCUGCCUGGGCAGCGGGACAGGCCAGGGCAGGGAGAACGUCUGCUGGUGGGAAGAAGAGGCUGCAGGAGCUCUGAGGCUGGUGGCCUCCUGCCCCCUCAGCGCAGCCUGACCCAGCUUGGGUGAGAAGGGAGCUGGCAGCUCCUCUUCCUCAGGCGGGAGCAGUGAUGGCAGCGCGUGGGGCACAACGCUGCCGGGCACGCGUUGCCUCACGCCCUGCGGCAGGACAUCGCGUGGCGGGGCCUGAGCCAUUUUCAGAAAGAAGCAGCACCCCCUGCCUUGCUGGGAUUGGCAAAUAAAGGGGGUUGUGCUGCCCCGGCACGGUCAGUUUAAUGGUUGCAGAAGGGGAUUCUACCUCCGGAGCGGGACGCAAAGGCGGGAGCGCGGCUGCCCUCUGCAUCACCUGCCUGUCAGGGGAGGGGCUGCUCUGCCGCAGGGCUGUGAGGAGCUGGGCAGAACAGGCACCUUUUCCAAGUGUAGCCAGAGGGAACCAGGGUUCCCCAUCAACCUGGUAACGUCCCAAAUAUUGCUGAGCUUAGCAGAGGCCUGCCUGCUUGUUUCACUCACUUUGGGCUGCAAAACAGAUUUUUAAGGUGCUAAAAUCCCGGUCCUUCUCUUGUUAAAUCUGUCCUUCGCUGCCCCAGACCUGCGGCUGUGCCUGCAGUCUGCCUCCAGGCACACCCCCCUUGCCCCCAGCUUCCACAGCGCUUGUGACAGCCCCAGGUGAGCAAAGCAGUCACCCUUGGGUGGGGGUUAGGGACAAGAAAGCAUCCGUGUGUCCUGGUGGCACAGUUAGCGACGAGCAACAUAUCAUUAGGGGCCACGUGCAAUCUCUCUCCUGCCUUCAGCUGUGCUGCUGCCUCCCUGUAGCAGGUGCCCCAGGGGAAGGGAGCAGCUCAGGCUGUCGGACCCAGCAGGCAGGGAAGGGGAAGCGGCACUGCAAACCGGGCGUUGGGCGCCACGACGCCGGUCCUAGCUCAGAAGUGCGACUGUGAGGGCCUCUUUCGGGGGAGAAGUGGGAGCCUGAAAGCAAGUGAGGGGCAGCUGACCUCGGCCCUGCCUUCCCUCAGGCCGGCGGGGCAAAUGGCUGCCUACUGUGAGCUGCUGCCCUGUGUCCCGCCGCUCCUGCCAGCCAGGCCCCGGGGUGGCUGCUGCCCGAGGAGGGGGCGGACGUGUACCCCGAGCCCCCCGAGCCGCGACAAUGCCAUUCCUUGUGCAGGGGUUUGCCAUGGAAACCCCGGCCUGCGCCUCUCCCUCCCUCUCGUGCUGUGACUCCUGCCACGUUUAAGUUCCUGUGUUUGUUAGUUAACAACUUGGUGCCGUAUUUGCCCGGUGAGCCAUGGCCGAGCUGUGCCCCGUGCGGCUGCCCCCGCUGUGACAUCACGGGGACGGAGGCGCUGACCCCCGCUCCAUGGCGGGGAGGGCGAACGCCAGCCCCACGCCGCGCUCCCCGGCAGCCACCAACCUGGCAGCCCGGUGGGGUCGGGCCUGGUGUGCGGCUGGGAAGAACGCCUGCCCGCCUGAGCCCUGCUUGCUCGUUAACUGCAUGGGGAGCCCCUUUCUUAAUCGUUGGUGGGGUGGGGGGAGCCUGCUGGCAGCUGCCUGCCUGCCCCCUUCUCGCCCCUCUCCCAGCUGUAAGCAAAUCCGAGCCUCUUACCUGCUGCCCUCAGUGUCCCGGUUGGAGUGAGAGGAGUCCCCCUUCCUUCCCCCUUGCUUUCUGUUGGCCAAGCUACAGGGUCACGUCUUAAAAAAAAAUUCAGAAUAAAACUGGGACUGGUGGAAACCCCCUUCACCCACCCCCCCGAGCUCUCCCUCACCUCUCCUG